GGUUCCGUCGAGGAUUUGCAGAGUUAAUUGCAUUUGUUAUACCAAGGUCUCUAGACAAAAGUCAACCAUUGUUACUUACAAUUACAAUCGGAUACAUGUAGUCAGCCAGAGAUUAGUGCGACACAAGCGCAGAACCUACUAAAGGGGUCGAUUGACUGCGUGAUUAUGAUGAGUGCAACAGCCAUUUGUAUUUAUUAACGCAGUAUCUUACGAGUGGUUUAGAGUGAUAAAAUACCUAGCAUCUGGUUGUAACAUAUUCACGUUGAGUGAAGAUGACAUUACAAGUGGGUUGCCUAUCAUUCAGGCAGCCGUACGCGGGGUUAGUACUUAAUGGUAUAAAAAGUAUUGAGACACGUUGGCGCCCCUUGUUGUCCGCAAUGGAAAACUGCACUCUAGCUGUUCAUAUUGCGCAGAAGGACUGGGAGGGCGACCAGUGGAGAGACAUGCUCACCAAUACAUUUGGAAUGAGCCAUAUGCAAAUAGAGGAGCUUCUGGCGUCAGGUGACAGAUUCGGCCGUGGAGUCGUGGCAGGCUUGGUGGAGGUGGGGGAGACUUGGUGCUGCUCUGACAAUGUGCCAGAGGAGGAUCUGAGGGAGAUGGAGAAGGCAGCAGUGCUCACUGGGCUCACAGAGAAACACCUCACACAGCUGUCAAACCCACGCUGGCUCAAGGAACCACUUUAUGCCAGAGGUCACAAAGACAUUUGGACAGUGGACAUCCCAGUGCAAUUACUGCCAUCUGCGUAGAGUAGUUGUAAAAUAAUGUAUACUAACACGUUUCUAGAGAUGACACACAAGCUUUAAAAAGGUGGAAUAAAUUACCAAUGGACUGCA
Messenger RNA from Oncorhynchus mykiss (rainbow trout), 833 nucleotides. RefSeq names its product CX04A protein (gene cx04a). The record is from RefSeq and is marked provisional. Lineage: Eukaryota; Metazoa; Chordata; Actinopteri; Salmoniformes; Salmonidae.